AUGAUGGCGCCUGUGGAUCUUCACGAUGGGCUUACCAGCCCUGACGCCGAGUCGUUGCGCUCAUUCACAGAGACCCUGCCCGAUGAAUACCACGAAUGGGUUACUGAGUCAGGAAGAAGUUCACGAAAUGACCAAUUACUGGACGAUUUUCCCCAGCCGCCAAGUCGGUUGAAGAAUCUAGACUCGAUUCAUGAGGAAGAGGUAUAUCCGACGCCAAAAGCGUCCGUCAAGAAUAUGCGCCGGCAUGCGACAACGAACGAUCUUCCUCUCCUUCAACAAAUGAAUCCUUACGAUGGUGCCGAAGAAUUCAAUCCCGUUAGCGAAGAGAACGGCUCCUACGAUCUCAUCGCACCUUACGAGGGUGGUGAUGCGCCUCUCCACAAGCUCGAGCGACUCGCAGACGUGAUGUUUUCUGCAGAGCAUAUGCUUACAAUUCUGAACAACUCGCGCUAUCUUGCGCAAUUCCGCGAGUUUCUGAUUGAAGAACGCCCGCGCUCCAUAUCAACGCUGACAUACUACCUCAAUGCGGCGAAGGCGCUCAAGGCGAUUCAAUACGCCAAUGCGCUCGUCCGUCUCUCGGUCGAUGUACCACCCCCGGAAGUGCAUACCGAUGAAGAAACAGUUGGGGUUACGGCGAACCAGGUUCUGGAGCGGCGCGUUCAUGAUGGGCUACUUGCGCUGACGGCCGAGGAGCUGCCUGCGUUCAUAACAUCCAGAGGAAUCACAAUCACGAGUAAAAUCGUGGAAGAGCGUGUCCGCGGAACUUUACCCAUGAAGUUCCGUAGUACUUCCAAUGCGCUGGCGGAAGUUUUCUGUUUGACAGAUCCUUCGCGGCCAGAUAAUCCUAUUAUUUUCGCAUCUGAGGAGUUCCAUAAUACAACACAGUACGGCAUGGACUAUGUCCUAGGCCGGAAUUGUCGCUUUUUACAAGGACCGAAGACGAAUAAGAACAGUGUUCGCCGUCUUCGUGAAGCUAUCCAGGCGGGUCGACAUCACUCUGAAAUGUUUUUGAACUACCGCCGCGAUGGCUCCCCCUUCAUGAACCUCCUCCAAUGCGCACCACUAUGCGACAGCCAUGGCCGCGUGAAAUACUUCAUCGGCGCCCAGAUUGAUGUAUCAGGACUGGCAAUGGAAGGAGCCUCAAUGGAGUCUUUAAUAGAGCUCAAAGCCAAAUACCGCGAUCCAGCAGAAGACGACGAUAAUGUCCCAGAGGUUCCACCGAAAGACGAGAAAGACGAGUUCCAGGAAUUGAGCGAGCUAUUUAGUCCGCGGGAACUGUCUGCUGUGCAAGAGCACGGUGGACAUCUCUUCCAACCCCAGAAAGGUCUCAUAUCACCCAAACAUCCCCGCUCAUGGUUGCAACGAGGUGGAUCUAUCGACAGUGAGACUGAAGCUAUACGCUUGCACGACAUGAGAUCGCCUUUCUUCCGGAUGUCUCUGGCAGGUGUUUAUGAGAAUUACCUCCUUGUCCGCCCAUACCCUUCCCUCCGCAUCCUUUUCACAUCGCCCUCCCUACAAAUCCCGGGAAUGCUACAAUCACCAUUCCUAUCGCGUAUUGGUAGUUCCUCGGCUGUGAAAGAUGAUCUACUCCAGGCCAUGAUGGUUGGUCGAAGUGUGACCGCCAGAAUCAAAUGGGUGACAAGGUCGAAUCCAGAAGGUCGGAAUCGUUGGGUUCAUUGUACGCCACUCAUUGCCAGUAAUGGGCAGGUGGGUGUGUGGAUGGUGGUUGUUGUCGAUGAUGAUGACGAGGCAGUUUUGAAUUGGCGUUCUUAG
Penicillium nucicola is the source of this 1773-nucleotide messenger RNA. RefSeq names its product PAS-associated C-terminal. Bases 1 to 1773 code for a protein of 590 amino acids. Gene Ontology annotation, cellular component: nucleus. The record is from RefSeq and is a predicted model, not a curated record. The transcript is spliced from 5 exons. NCBI's taxonomy places the organism in Eukaryota, Fungi, Ascomycota, Eurotiomycetes, Eurotiales, Aspergillaceae.